This is a messenger RNA of Talaromyces proteolyticus, 1492 nucleotides long. RefSeq lists its product as uncharacterized. Bases 34 to 1452 code for a protein of 472 amino acids. The record is from RefSeq and is a predicted model, not a curated record. The transcript has a single exon. Lineage: Eukaryota; Fungi; Ascomycota; Eurotiomycetes; Eurotiales; Trichocomaceae.
AUAAAUCGUAUCACCCAAUGAAACUUGCCUAAUAUGGUCACCUAUAACUGGACACCUGCCUCUGAUGGAACAUGGCGCAAGGAACUCGGUGGCCUUGAAAAGGUCUAUCGCUUUCAGUCAAUCAUCAGUCGUGAGACUGGGAAAGAACACUGGGGCCUUUACGCGGGGUGUACUGUUAAAUUCUCUGGCUCUGUGAUCAGCCCAGCAACGGCAUUGCGAGAUGCAUGGAAGACACUACGCAUACAGUUCCCUGCACUAGGUAUUAUUGUCGAUAGAUACGAGGCAGUCUAUCACGCAGCAGCCAACUUGGGGGAUAACGAUUGGAAUAGGGACAAUAGUACAGACACUCUUGAGCUCUGGGCGCAGGAAACUUUUCUCAUUGAGCGAAAAAGAACCGUUGAAGAAAUAAUUAGUCGAUAUCCACUUCGUGAUUUACCCGCUUUGAUUUGGCUACCUAGGUCGUCAGAGGUGGUGCUUUUAGUCUCCCACUGGCGUUCAGAUGGACUGGGAGCAGUGAUGCUUCUCAAUCGGCUGAUGGAGUAUCUCGUCGAACCGCCCGAUAUUUCCAUGAAUCGAUGUGGUAAUCCAGAAACUGAACUAGCUAGAAUUUCACCGAGCCUUGAGGAUGCGGUUGGUGCUCCAUUGAUUCCAACUCCUGGGAUCAUCGAAGCGGCCAACAACAUAAGCAUGAAAUUCCGAGAAAAGGCAAUGAAAUCAAUUGGCAUAGCUUACAACGGUGACCAUACCACCGCUCCUGGAAACCCCGCCAUCGAGGCCGUUUCCUUUACGGCAGAAAGCUCAAGAUCCCUUGUACAAGCCUGCAAGGUGCGUAAUAUCACUGUAUCGGCUGCUGUGCAUGUAGCGCUUGCCGAAACCAUCUUUGAGAUGUCUGCGGAUAAUGUCACUGAAUACGCAACAAUCAUGGCUGUGAAUAUGCGUCCGUAUCUCAAAGCGCCUUACAACUCAGAUGACCAUGCUUGUCGCGCAUAUGUGACUAGUAUUACGCCGGUUGUCCAAAAAGGGGCAAGCUUCGAAGACUCCACUCUAGCUGUUACAGAGUUAUUCAGAAAUUGGCACUGCGAAAGAAAUGCACAAGCCUUGCGAGAGAUUUACAAGGGCGCUUCCCAGGUCCUUCUCUCGCCACCUCGUCGGCCAGUCGGACCGGCCCCAAACCCACCAAAUGGCAUAAUGCACAGUAAUCUAGGUGUAAUUGACCGAUUUCUAGCGGCGCAAUAUGGUAAUGGCUUGGUGGAAGUCAGCGAGUUUCGUUUUGGAGUUAGUAUGAUGACGCGGCAGAUGAUGUUAUAUCCAUUCUCUUUCCGGGGCAAACUGAAUUUCUCGAUUAACUAUAAUGAUGCUUUUUAUGGCACUACAGCUCCACGGAGGCUUCUUGAUGGUAUUCAAAGCAAGCUCGAGACAGAACUUGAUGUAAAAUUAGUGAAGGUCUUUUGAUUGAUAUGCUUAGUCGUCAGUAGCAAAUUCCUGCUCUUAU